GAAAGUGAAUAACCGAGUCAGAUCAAUUCUGGACGGCGAACGGUAAACACACAGUAUUGUGCACGAUCAGCGUCGCAGUCGAUAAACAGCUGUUUUACGUUACGAGAAAAGUGCACCGCCAGUGAAAAUCGUUAUAUUUACACUUUGGCAAGUCAAAGCGAAGACCAUUGUGUGCCUGUGUACAUUUUAGAUUCCACCGUGUGUAGUGGGAAAAUUGUAUUUAGUUACAUUCGAAAUUGCCAUCGUUAAUUGAUAACAGCACACAGCGGCAGCGAAUGAGUUGCCGAACAAGAUUCGGGUGAAUAAUUUCCGUUUAACCUGUUACUAAACCGAGAGACCAACGCCGAUUAAACGAAGACAAGGAAAAAAAACGACAGCAGACAUUAAUUAUUUUUUAAAGUGCCAUUCGUAAACGAACUGUUAAUUUUUUUUUUUUUAGUUUUUGAAACAAAAAAGUUACAAUCAUUAUCACGUAGUUUCGUCACAAAUUUUUAAAACGAUUUACAAUUGUGAAUUCUGCAUCUUUGUUUUUCGAGUGUACGGUGCAACAAUAAAUCACUUGCAGGAAAAAAAAGAUAUUAUAACAGUAACAGCAGAAAAUAAAACAGAGGAAAGGAGAUACAAAUAUAAGGCACACAACGUGAAAAAGCACAAUUUAAAGCGAGCGAGAAAAAAAAACACCGCAUCGGUAAAACGAACGAAAAUCUCUUGGCUUAAUAUUGGUUUUAUUAAUGUCAGUAGCAUGAAGUUAACAGUGAAACUUGUGUUGUUGGUCACCUUGUUCUGUUUCGGCGUGCAUGGAAUACCGACGACCGAACCAUCGAAAACCGCCAUCAAAAAUAGCGAGCACAUCGAAGAAGAUGACUCGGAUAUGUUGAUGGAACCAGAUGAAUACCGUCCAACUGCGUUAAUAUCACCGCAUGCAACGGCCGGCUAUUUUCAGUCGGGUGAAUUUCGCUCGAAUGAAUUUCGAUCCGGCGAAUAUCGUGGAUUAUCGCCUGAAUAUGUGCAUUUAGAGAGACCGGUGCCUCAACGAAUCCGUUCAAUUGAAGAUACCCGCACUCCAACGCAGAACAUUUUCCCGCCAUCGUUUUUCCGUAAUGUUCCGCCGUUGGGCCAUUCAAGACCAUAUAUCCACAGUCAAGAAAGCGGCUCAAGAUACGGCAGUGGUCGAAGUUUCGAUCAAUCGAUUCUUGGUUCGGGUGAUUUUGGUGUGAUUCGAGGUGGAACAUUCUAUCAAGACGAUGAUCCACCGGUGCGCAAUAGCUAUGAAAGUGAUGAAUUUUUAAAUUACUUCAACAAUAAUGGCCAUGGACGUCCCCAUACCUCAUUUAUUCCGAAAACAUUCUUCCCAGACGAACAAUUCUCGAAUUUCCGUGACUUUGCCGACAUUAACACACCAACCGAUCCAGCCUAUUCUCAAUUUGUCGUAGUUUAUGCCAAUAAAAAUUCAACAGAAUCGCAUCCAAAUCCGAAAAAUAUCAUCGAACAAUUGCAAUUGCUCGACAAGGAAACAACCGACGAACAGCGAACAGAGAAGAAAAAUAGUAUUAGUAAAUUUAAGAAGAAAUUAGCAAAUACAAAGUUAGAGAAGAAAUAUAAAAAGAAAAUCGGUACAAAAGACAGUAAUGCUGACUUUGAGCCUCUCUUAGCACUAAGUUAAGCAUAACGUUUCGCCUGAGA
This is a messenger RNA of Sitodiplosis mosellana (orange wheat blossom midge), 1683 nucleotides long. RefSeq lists its product as uncharacterized. The transcript has 2 exons. The record is from RefSeq and is a predicted model, not a curated record. Bases 743 to 1663 code for a protein of 306 amino acids. Lineage: Eukaryota; Metazoa; Arthropoda; Insecta; Diptera; Cecidomyiidae.